AUUUCUUGCGCUCCCAUUGAAACCGCCUGGCUGUUGUUUUCCCGGUCGAGGAGGAGGAGGAGGAAGUUGUUCCAACCUCGCGGUGCCCGAAGGGUUUUAUUUUUCUCCGGGAUUACAGACUUUAGUCAGAGGAAGCUUCCGUUUCUUCUGUGACGAAGCGACCACCGGUUGAGAACCUGCGCGGGAAGAGCCGGGAAGGAUACACCCCCCACCCCCCCUCGCCCGCCCCCACCACCCAUCCCCGACACCUCGGAGCGCGGUGCGUCAGCGGCGGAACUCCUCGGACCAGCGCGCGACCCCGCUGCGACCGGACCGUGUGAGGAGCAAACAGCCAGAGAUGCUUCACUACCCGCGGGCUCCUCCUCAGACACUCUUGCUGCUGCUGCUGCCGCUGCUGUGAACUUUAUGGUUAAAAAACCAAACAAAAGAAGGAAAUUACAAAAAGAGCGUCUUCAUUUCGCAACGUAUAGGACAGGGAUUAAUCAUGCCGGACCAAAUCACAGUGACAGAGUUUGUGGCGGAGACGAACGAAGAUUAUAAAUCGCCCACCGCCUCCAACUUCACCACCAGGAUGUCCCACUGCAGGAAUACAGUGACUGCCCUCGAGGAGGCUCUGGACGUGGACCGAAGUGUUCUGCACAAGAUGAAGAAGUCUGUGAAGGCCAUCUACACGUCUGGUCUAGCCCAUGUAGAGAAUGAGGAGCAGUACACGCAGGCCCUGGAAAAGUUUGGAGAAAACUGUGUGUACAGAGAUGAUCCUGAUCUGGGUUCAGCUUUCCUCAAGUUCUCCGUCUUCACCAAAGAGCUCACUGCGCUCUUCAAGAACCUGUUCCAAAACAUGAACAACAUCAUCACCUUUCCCCUGGACAGCCUGCUGAAAGGAGACCUGAAGGGAGUCAAAGGGGAUCUGAAAAAGCCGUUUGACAAAGCGUGGAAGGACUACGAAACCAAAGUCACCAAGAUAGAGAAAGAGAAGAAGGAGCAUGCGAGGCAGCACGGGAUGAUCAGGACGGAGAUCAGUGGGGCAGAAAUCGCUGAGGAGAUGGAGAAGGAAAGGAGGUUCUUCCAGCUGCAGAUGUGUGAGUAUCUCCUCAAAGUCAAUGAGAUCAAAAUCAAGAAAGGGGUGGACCUGCUGCAGAACCUCAUCAAGUACUUCCACGCACAGUGCAAUUUCUUUCAGGAUGGCCUGAAAGCUGUGGACAACCUGAAACCCUCCAUAGAAAAACUGGCCACGGAUCUGCACACGAUAAAGCAGGUGCAGGACGAGGAGAGAAAGCAGCUGACUCAGUUGCGAGACGUCCUGAAGACGGCGCUGCAGGUGGAGCAGAAGGAGUCGAGGAGAGAUUCACAGGUGCGGCCAAGCACCACGUACAGCCUGCACCAACCGCGGGGCAACAAGGAGCACGGCACGGAGCGCAGCGGCUACCUUCACAAGAAGAGCGACGGCUUGAGGAAAGUGUGGCAGAAGAGAAAGUGCACGGCGAAGAACGGCUACCUCACCAUCUCACACGGCACAGCUAACCGGCCGCCAGCUAAACUCAACCUGCUCACCUGCCAGGUGAAGCACAAUCCUGAAGAGAAGAGAAGCUUUGACCUCAUAUCCCACGACAGAACGUAUCAUUUUCAGGCCGAGGACGACCAAGACUGUCAGAUCUGGAUCUCGGUGUUACAGAACAGUAAGGAGGAGGCGCUGAAUCGGGCCUUCAAAGGGGACCAGCAUGUGGGAGAGAACAACAUCGUGCAGGAGUUGACCAAGGCGAUCCUGGCAGAGGUCAAGAGAAUGACUGGAAAUGACGUCUGCUGCGACUGCGGAGCGCCCAACCCGACGUGGCUGUCCACCAACCUGGGAAUCCUCACCUGUAUCGAAUGCUCGGGGAUCCACAGGGAGCUUGGAGUCCACUACUCCAGGAUCCAGUCCCUGACCCUGGACGUACUCAGCACCUCAGAGCUCUUGCUGGCCAAGAAUGUGGGGAAUGCUGGCUUUAAUGAAAUCAUGGAGGCUGGUUUAGGUGCUGAAAAUGUGGUGAAACCCAACCCAGGCAGUGACAUGCAGGCGAGGAAAGACUUCAUCACGGCCAAGUACACGGAGAAACGUUUCGCCAGGAAGAAGUGUCCCGACGCGGCGUCGCGCCUCCACACGCUGUGUGACGCCGUGAAGGCCCGCGACAUCUUCUCCCUCAUCCAGGUCUACGCCGAGGGAGUCGACCUGAUGGAGCCCAUCCCUCUGGCCAACGGACACGAGCACGGGGAGACAGCUCUUCAUCUCGCGGUCAGACUGGUGGACAGAACGUCCCUUCACAUUGUUGACUUCCUCACUCAGAACAGUUUGAAUUUGGACAAGCAGACGGCCAAAGGCAGCUCGGCGCUGCACUACUGCUGCCUGACCGACAACAGCGAGUGUCUGAAACUGCUGCUGCGGGGGAAGGCCUCCAUAGAGAUUGCUAAUGAGGCCGGGGAGACGCCGCUGGAUAUCGCCCGGAGGCUCAAACACAUACAGUCUUCCAGGCUGCACUCUGCGUCGAGCCAGACGAGCAAUAACUCUCCUCCGCGGUCGCCCCUCUUCGUCUCCCCGCAGGGCCAAUACAAUGAUAAAAGCUUCAACCGCCCGCUAAAUCGAACAGCAUCUAUUGAGAGACCAGCUAAGGAAGUGCCAGGAUGCCCCCAGAACUCCAUGGGUCAGUCUCUGCCGUCAGGCCACACGCAGAGGAAAACCUUCCCAAAGCAGAGGCCAAAGCGAGUGAAAGCCAUCUACAACUGUGUGGCCGACAACCCGGACGAGCUGACCUUCUCUGAGGGCGAGGUGAUCGUAGUGGAUGGAGAGGAGGACCAGGAGUGGUGGCUGGGCCACAUCGAGGGCGACCCGAUGAGAAGAGGAGCCUUCCCCGUCACGUUUGUACACUUCAUCGCCGACUGAAAGGUGUCCUCUGCGGGUCCCAGGAAGCGUCCCAGGGGACGUCCCUCUCUCACCCGUCUCUGUUCAGCCAGCAAGCAGCCACCAUCGCCCCAAUGUUUGUUGUCGAUAUUACCACCAUCAUCAUCAUCAUCAUCAUAAUCAUAAUCAUCAUCAGCAGCAGCAGCGAGCUUCUUAGAGUGUCGUUUCCGUGUCGUCGCAACAUCUGGAUGUCCCUCCUCGUGGGGCCGCAUGUUGUUUUCAUGCUCGCCGUUGAUGUUCUGACAAAGACGCGUGAACAUUUUAAAACGUAUGAUUGUAGUCUAUGACCGCUUACAAAAGAUGCACUUUGCUUGUCUUCAUACUUGUUACAGCAUAAGAUGACGUAAGACAGAAUGAAGGUUCAUUUGUACAGUAUUCCCAUCCAUUAUCUGCUGAGCUGCCUUGUACAGAUAGUGCUGUGAGGACUGCAGCAAUGUAUUUGAACGUUUUGAGCUAAUUUAAAUGUGAACCUAAGCAACAUGCUUCCAUUCCUCAUCUGUGCAUGAGUAAGUAAGUUUUAAAUGUCUACCUGCUAAUCUGUGUGAGCUUCCAACUCUGUUCAAGGCCUGCCGUGGGGAGGUCUUUCUAAUGGUGCUACGUUGACCCUGGAAUAUUCUAGAAUUUUUGCACUCAAAAGGGAGCGUCCCUUUCCACUUUUCAAAGACGGCAUUGAAAAUGGGGCAAAAAAUAUUGUAAAAAUAGGAACUUCUCCCAGGUGUGAUGAGUGUUUCACUUGUGUGUGUGUGUGUGUGUGUGGCGUGAUGGAGCAGAUUUUCCACGCACACACUCCCUAUACUGCUUCAUCCAAGUUCUCCUUCCCUCUGUGUUUUGGGUGUAAUGAUGACACUGACAUGAGCUGCAGCAGCCAGUACUUCCCUAUAUGCCGCGGCGAAGACACCUCAGGCUGUCUCCUGCCUCAUUCGUGGGACAGGAAGUGUCUGCGUGUGCGAGUGUCUCUUCUGCACAUGACCUGGAAAUAAGAUAAUAUUGAGGUUAGAGGAACUAAAGAGGGUGGGAAUUUUAUGCGAAGCAGGAGUUGGUUCAGAUUUUCUUUUUGCUUUCUCUUGCCUUUGAGAGCAUUGUUUUGUUUUUCACCAAUCAGCUGACUACACACAAAUAUCCUUCCUACAGCUUAAGCCUCUCGUACAUGUACGUCUCCGGGUCCCAUGGUAUAGAAAGAGGAGUUGUAUCAAUAGUGUUAGGUGGGACUAAUACGAGAUAAAUAUCCAACAUUCGAUGUGAUUAACUGUAUUUUUCUUUCAGAGCAACUUUGUCUGUUUGUGUUGAUAUUUAGGCAUUUAACCUGAAACCAGAGCCUUUCUUGGACUUGUGAAUGAUGAGAAACAUGUGAAUCUUAACUGAUACUCUUCAUCAUGUUUAAUAUGAACUCACUGGAAACGGGAAGAUUUGAAUUAUCUAUUCAUGUAAAUAGGUUUGAGUUUGUUGAUAUUUAUAUGUAAAAAGAAGAGUUAACCUGGGCACUAAAUGUCUUUAAUGGUCUGUGGUGAUGAGCAGUUACAGAUACAACCUCAGCUGGACCUGUGUGUGUGUGUGUGUGUGCUGAAAUCAAAAGUACAUACGAACACACAAAACUGGGACAAUAAAUGUCAUUUAUUCUUA
Molecule: messenger RNA, 4552 nt
Organism: Pungitius pungitius (ninespine stickleback)
Lineage: Eukaryota; Metazoa; Chordata; Actinopteri; Perciformes; Gasterosteidae
Gene: asap2a
Product: ArfGAP with SH3 domain, ankyrin repeat and PH domain 2a
Exons: 26
Coding region: 485-2914 (809 amino acids)
Biological process (GO): positive regulation of GTPase activity
Cellular component (GO): cytoplasm
Molecular function (GO): protein binding; GTPase activator activity
Source: RefSeq, a predicted model, not a curated record